UUAUUCAGAUACUUGUGAUAAUCAUGACAAUGAGUAGACAACACUAAAAAUGAUUCUAGCUUCCCAAACCUUACAUCGCUAUGCUAACUGAACAUACUAUUAUUGAAGGUCUUCCACACCUUUCCAAUUUAUUUUCUGCACAACUAAUAACCCAACAAGUGUUGCAACAACAGAUACUGCAAUGCCCAACAAUGUUCCAUUGGAACAAUUUUCUGCAGAGUUUUAACAAUUGCAUCACACAAUCAUUCACUAAACAUUUGUUAUAUGCAGAAAGACCAAACUUCAAGCUCUGGUGAUUUCUCCAAACCCUAACACCCUUCCCAUUUCCCAAAAUACCAAACACGAUUCACACUCACAUGGCUUCCCGGAGCCAGAUCCGGCCACCGCGAAGUCCCUUCACCAUGCUGAAAAAAUGGGAAGCUGCUGAAGAAAUUGGUAUUGGUAGAGCCAGGGUUCCUCUUGGUGUCCUCAACAACAAUGUUAGCGGUGGCGAUGCUGCUGCCGAGGGAUAUGAAUGCAGCAUUGUUGAUUUCACAGAUGAGGAAGUAGAUGCUUUGUUGGAUGAGAGGAUGAAAAAGGGGAUUCCCUGUGACACUAAGAAAAAAACGGAGCAAAUGGUGGAUCUUAUCAAGAGACUUAAACAAUGUGUAAGGUGGUUUAAGGGAAAGAAAGAAAAGCUUCAGACGGAUCUUGAAUCGGCUGAGAAGAAAUGCGUUGACACCGAGAAUGAGAUGAAAACCAAGAUAGAUGAAUUGAAUGAGGCUAUAUCAAAUUUAGAAGAGAAGAUUGCAAAGGAAGAAUCCGAUAAACUGGAAGUGAUUGAAUGUUAUAGAAAAGAAAAAGAAGCCAGAAGUGCAGCUGAGCAGAAGGCCAUUGCAACUAAGGACCUGUACAAGCGAUCACAAGAGUAUAAUAUCAGUUUGCAGCAGUACAAUAGUCAGCUUCAGUCAAAUCUGAAAGCAGUUAAUGAGGCAAAUAAACGAAUGGAAACUGAAAAAUCAAGUAUUGUUGAGAACCUUAGCAAAAUAAGAGGCCACAAUAUGGCAUUGCAAGAGCAGCUGGCAUCUCUAAGAGAGGUAUGUAGUUCACAAAGGCAACAAAUUGAAAUGUUGCAGCAGCUGAAAAAGAGAAUUUGAAGGGUGGAGUUUGAUCUGCAUCAGUAGCUAAGUUGCAGACCAUAACACAAUGACUGUAAAUAGGCCGCACGAGUUCCACUACACAGCAAAAUCUGGAGAUACACACACUGUUUGGAGUCUCUCAAGCAUCAAAGAAGAAUAAUCUUUGUUGUUGGUGAUUUCAAUAUUGCACCGUAUGCAAAUUGAUCAGAGUGAUACAGAGCCAGAUUUUGACAAUAACGAGCUUAGAAGUUAAUUCAAAUCAAUGUUAAUUGGAAAUGGAAACAACUUUUCCGAUGUGUUUCGAGCAAAACAUUCAGAUGAUAUAAUAUUUUGUCAUUGGGAUUAUGCUCCUUUCAAACUAAGUCAACCUUUCAAAUUUAGUAAA
Molecule: messenger RNA, 1503 nt
Organism: Vicia villosa (hairy vetch)
Lineage: Eukaryota; Viridiplantae; Streptophyta; Magnoliopsida; Fabales; Fabaceae
Product: kinesin-like protein KIN-14C
Exons: 8
Coding region: 357-1136 (259 amino acids)
Source: RefSeq, a predicted model, not a curated record